Messenger RNA from Melanotaenia boesemani (Boeseman's rainbowfish), 1032 nucleotides. Its product is annotated as diablo homolog, mitochondrial-like. The record is from RefSeq and is a predicted model, not a curated record. The coding region runs from base 2 to 730 and encodes 242 amino acids. NCBI's taxonomy places the organism in Eukaryota, Metazoa, Chordata, Actinopteri, Atheriniformes, Melanotaeniidae. The transcript has 6 exons. Gene Ontology annotation, cellular component: mitochondrion. Gene Ontology annotation, biological process: intrinsic apoptotic signaling pathway in response to oxidative stress; neuron apoptotic process.
AAUGUGGCGGACCAACAUGGCCGCGCUCAGGAGGGGAGCAGCGUAUUUAAGUUUCGUUAGGAGUUCUGCUCGUACCCUGUUCAGCAAAAAACCUGCAGUCCGUAAAGUGAGCAAAUGGACAAAUAUUCUGUACUCAGGUGUAGCGUCUUUAGCCAUCGGUGGUGGCCUAUGUGCGGUACCUUUUAAAGUGGUUGAAAACCUCUCUCAUGACUCCCUAAUCAGACGAGCAGCCUCUCUGAUGACAGACAGCUCGAGUACUUUCCUCUCACAGACCACUUUGGCUCUAAUAGAUGCCCUCACAGAGUAUUCCAAGGCUGUUCACACACUCAUUGCCCUACAAAGACGUUAUCUGGCCUCUCUUGGAAAACUGACUCCAGCGGAAGAAGAUGCAGUUUGGCAGGUCAUCAUUGGCCAGCGUGCAAAGGUUCAUGACGUACAAGAUGAAUGCAAGCGCUUUGAGUCGACCUGGGUCACCGCAGUGAAGCUGUGUGAAAUGGCAGCAGAGGCAUCAUAUGUGUCAGGAGCGGAGCAUGCAUCCAUCACAGUGAGGACAAACAUUCAGCUGGCCCAGUCGCAGGUGGAGGAGGCACAGAAACUUUCGUUGGAUGCAGAUAAAAAGCUGGCCGAGACUAAAGUGAUGGAGGUUGAAAGGAUGGCUAAAUAUGGUGCAUCCUUAGAAAGUAGUGAUGACGAAGAGGAAGUGCCUGAGGCUUAUCUCAGAGAAGAUUGAAACCAGUUUUCACAUAUAUCCAAAUUCAUUAACUUCUAUCAUCUCUACACUACCUUUUAUAUGACGUUUUAUUAAUUCAUAAUGCAGUUCAACUGCAGCUAUGAAAAAGUAAAAAAAUGAUUGUAUCUCUAUAACGUAGAUCAUACUUUAAAGUGUUUGGCCAUCUAAGAUUAUUUACUGGAUUGAAGACUGUGUUUUUGUUGCACUGUGUCCUGCUUUGUGACUUGACCAGGACCAGGAUUUGUCAUGUUGUUUCUUGUUUUCUGGAAAAAAUAUUAAAGGGACUAGUGGGUUGCAAUUUG